GCUAGCCCAUGCAGGGUGCCUACCCCCGACUGUUUUCUCCUCACGUGGGUCCUCCCUUGAGAAUUUAGUUUUUCUUCUAAUCGUUCUUUUUCUUUUAUCGUCCUGUGAGUUGCGAGUGUGAGUGCCGUGGUUUUGGGGGGGUUUUUGCGUUUGGGGAAGGAUGAGUAACGCUAAGGAGAAGGAGAUCGAGGCCGGAAAUGUGCCCGAGGAGGACGACUACUGCCUUCAACUUCCUCGAUCUCUCAGCAUCGAGGAGAAGAAGUAUCUUCUGGCUGUCGAGAGGGGCGACUUGGCUAAUGUCAAACGCAUGCUGCAACUUGCUGCUAGACCUAAUAAAGCAAAGUCCAUCGAUGUUAACUGUGUGGACAGUCUCGGAAGAGGUGCCCUGACGCUUGCUAUCGAGUCUGAAAACCUGGAAAUGGUAGAAUUGCUGGUAGUUAUGGGAGUCGAGACUCGUGACUCCCUCCUCUACGCAAUUGAUCAGGAGUUUGUCGAGGCGGUUGAGUUACUCCUGGAGCACGAAGAACUGCUGAGGAGCUCCGAGCUCAGUCAACAUCCAGGGGCGAAAGAAAUAACACACAGUUGGCAGAGAAUCGAUCCAGCCGCCGCUAGGUAUCCGCCGGAGAUGACACCCCUCGUGCUAGCUGCUCAGAGAAAUAAUUAUGAGAUACUCAAGUUGCUGCUGGACAGAGGGGCCACUCUACCCAUGCCUCAUGACGUCAGGUGCGGCUGUGAUGACUGUCUUCGUGCUGCAACUGGAGAUCCUCUCAGACUGUCAUCCACCCGAAUUUCCGAGUACAAGGCAUUGGCCAGUCCCAGUUUGAUAGCCCUGAGCUCCCCAGAUCCCCUGAUGACAGCUUUUCAACUGAGUUGGGAGUUACGACUACUGGCGGUAUCCGAACCCGAAAGUCGCGCCGAAUAUCUGAAGCUCCGAAAACAAGUGGAAAAAUUCGCCGUUGAUUUACUGCAUCAGACCCGCACCACAGCGGAAUUAAACACAAUAUUGAACCACGACCCAGAGGCAAGUGCAACAGAACCCGGCAAACAACUGGCUAAACUCGAACUCGCUGUACAAUACAAGCAAAAGAGUUUUGUGUCCCAUUCACACAUUCAGCAGCUUUUGGCUGCUAUCUGGUACGAAGGCGUUCCUGGUUUUCGAAGAAUGUCCACAAUGCAGAGAAUUGGAAUCGUUAUCAAAACAGCACUUCUAUUUCCAGUUUAUUGUCUUAUCUACUGGUUCGCACCGGAGUCAAAGACUGGAACCCUUAUGCGACGGCCUUUCAUGAAAUUCUUGGUUCAUGCGUCAUCGUAUCUCUUCUUUCUUCUCCUUCUGAUGCUGGUGUCGCAGCGCGCGGAGGUCCAGAUAAUCCGUUACCUCGGCACCGAGUCGAUGAAGCGCCAACUCCAAGAGGACCUCCUAAAGCAACGAGGAGCAGGUCCCACCCCCUUGGAAUGUCUCGUCGUCGUCUACGUCCUGGGUUUCAUCUGGCAGGAGACCCGCGAGGUCUUCGGGGACGGUCUGAGGGCCUACCUCCGUGACCUCUGGAACUUCAUAGACUUCACCAGGAACUCGCUGUACGUCGGGACGUUCCUCCUGCGCUUCGCCGCCUACGUCCAGCAGAUAUCCGAGAUAAGCAACGACGAGUCGGCCAGGUACAUCCCCAGAGAGCAGUGGAGUGACUUCGACCCGCAGCUGAUAGCCGAGGGCCUGUUCGCAGCGGCCAACGUCUUCAGCGCCCUCAAACUGGUCCACCUCUUCAGCAUAAAUCCCCACCUUGGACCCCUGCAGAUAUCCCUCGGUCGAAUGGUCAUCGACAUUGUUAAAUUCUUCUUCAUCUACACUCUCGUCCUCUUCGCCUUCGCCUGCGGGCUCAACCAGCUGCUCUGGUACUUCGCGGAGCUUGAGCAGCGCAAGUGCUACGUGGGCUAUGGCACAGACCCCGACUGGGACAUGGCCAGUGACGCCUGCCUCAGGUGGCGAACGUUCUCCAAUUUAUUCGAGUCCUGUCAGUCACUCUUCUGGGCGUCCUUCGGUGGCAUUGGCAUCGACAGCUUCGCACUCACCGGCAUCAAGUCCUACACUCGCUUCUGGGGACUCCUCAUGUUCGGUUCCUACUCGGUGAUCAACGUUAUUGUCCUUCUGAACCUCCUCAUCGCCAUGAUGAGCAACAGCUAUGCCAUGAUCGUCGAACACUCGGACGUCGAGUGGAAAUUCGCGAGGACUAAACUGUGGAUGAGUUACUUCGAGGAGUGCGGAACUCUGCCACCGCCGUUCAACAUUUUCCCACCCCCCAAGCUCUUCCUCCGGGUCUUUGGUCUCGCCAAAAAACCGACGAUUGGAAGGAACUCAUCGAGGUACAGGGGCAAGGAGCAUAAGUAUGGGUCCGUCAUGAGGGCACUCAUCUGGAGGUACGUCGUCAAUGCUCAUACCGAGCACGAAAUGUCGCCUGUUACUGAGGAUGAUGUGCACGAGGUCAAGAGUGACAUCUCCAGCUGGAGGUGCGAACUCUUGGACAUUCUCCAGCGCAAUGGCAUGGACAUUGGCUCGGUGAAUGUCAAGGAUAAUGCCGUUUUGGGGAAGAGGAUGAAGGUGUGGGAGAGGAGACUCAUGAAGGACUUCCAGGUGACGGCUCCUGUGGGGCUAGAAGAAAGCGAGAUGGACGAAACUGAACCGACAGAGCCCCCGACUGAUGAGGAAGCCCGGGAGAGAUGGAGGCGCGUGGCAAGGCUCGCUGUCCUCAAAUCGGCUGAUCGUCGGCACUCGUGGGGGCAGAUAGUCCAGUGUGCAGUGAAGAGUUCGCAAAUCGGCAAGAGUAACAGCAGGGCGUCGUUGCAGAGCCAGAAGAGCCUCCAGAAGGCGAUGGAGGAGGCGAGGAAACUGAGGUCGAGGUCGCCUCUGCCUGCUGUCAGUCCGAUAAAGCUUCCCACUACUGGAUCCAGUGAUAAUAUCCUUCGUGUGCUCAAGGACAUCAAUGAAGACGACAGGUCACGAUCGCAGUCUCCAGGGGCCUUCUCCCCUGACGUGUCCCCUGGGGGGAGGAUCGACUCCAAGAUGAUGGCAACUGUUGGAUAUGAGAAUGAGAAGGGAAGGAAGAGUCCGCAGCCCCUGCUUCCCUUUAAAUCAUCACCCCCGAAGGUCGUCAAACGAAAGGCCCCUGGGCUCGCUGUCUCUGGGGGCUCUGGAGGGCCUGGCGACACCGGUAUGACUGCCAGUGCACCCACGACUCGUCCAGGCAGUGCUGCAGACGUCAGCAGGAGACCAACGAGCCCUAAACCGAGACCCAACACUCUGGAUAAAGUAUCCCCGAGACCCAAAACUCCUCCUAAACUCGUGGUGUCUCCAGAGAAACACCAUCGAGGCUCCAGCCCUCGAGGGACAGCACCUGGAGGCGAUCCGUCCAUUGUCAGAAGCAGGCCGAGAGCUCCUGGGGUGCCUGCAAGUCCUAAAAAACUACCUGAGGUCACUGUCAUUCCGAGUACACCUAACAUGGCACCUCAGAGGAGUGAGGACAAGUGCAGACUGGUGAAUGUCGAGGCCAAGUCACCGAGAUUCAGGUCGCCGAGACGUGGGGGGUGGCUGUAAAUUCGAGGGAAGGGGACAAUGAAAUCACUUGAAGGUGAAUUUUUCGUGAGGACCUUUUCCGGAGAAAAAAAUGUGCUGGGAAAAUUUAUGGAGGGUCUCUAGAUUCGAAGAUAUUCAUCGAAAGCUCAUUCUUGAAUCAAUUAUUUGGAAGUCCGUGGAGAGGAGUCCCUGGAAGAAUUUUUUCCACUCAAUUUUCGAAAUGUUUUCCAACAAUAUAUCUUUACCAAUGUGAAAUGGAUGAUUGUAGCAAAAUUCGAUUCUAAACAUUGAAGAAAAAAAGACAGUCCUCUAUACAUAUUAAAAUUUAUUUAUUUUUCUGAUAACUACAUGUAACAUCUCUUACUUUACUGUUUCUUUCCCUUAGGAUUGAAUAAAAUGUGAUAAAUCUAAACUGAA
This is a messenger RNA of Diachasma alloeum, 3979 nucleotides long. It is a transcript of the gene trpl, whose product is annotated as transient-receptor-potential-like protein. Gene Ontology annotation, molecular function: store-operated calcium channel activity; protein binding; inositol 1,4,5 trisphosphate binding. The transcript has 8 exons. NCBI's taxonomy places the organism in Eukaryota, Metazoa, Arthropoda, Insecta, Hymenoptera, Braconidae. The record is from RefSeq and is a predicted model, not a curated record. Gene Ontology annotation, cellular component: cation channel complex; membrane. Bases 161 to 3583 code for a protein of 1140 amino acids. Gene Ontology annotation, biological process: calcium ion transmembrane transport; regulation of cytosolic calcium ion concentration; manganese ion transport.